AUGACGAAGCCUCCUCUUGCCUCUACAACGGAGAAGGAUUCCGAUAGUGAUUCCGAAUCUAAACCCGAGAAGGUUGUGAUGAAGCCUUCUCUCGCCGCCACAAAAGAGAAGGAUUCCGAAAGUGAUUCUGAAUAUGAAUCCGAGAAGGUUGUGAUGAAGCCUUCUCUAGCCGCUACAACGGAGAAGGAUCCCGAAAGUUAUUCUGAAUCUGAACCCGAGAAGGUUGUGACUCUCGCUGCCACAACGCGCUCCCACUCCCCUGAGUCAGACAAAGGAGGAGUGUCUAUGAACAGGGUUAAGGUCGUGUCAGUGGAGAGGAAACCAUACUUCCAACGUCUAUGGACUGAAGAUGAUGAGAUUCUUGUUUUACAAGGUGAUGAUCCGACAUAUGUCAAAGCUCGUGAUCACAAGGCCUUUGACUUGUCUAAGCUUGUUUAA
Messenger RNA from Camelina sativa (false flax), 438 nucleotides. NCBI's taxonomy places the organism in Eukaryota, Viridiplantae, Streptophyta, Magnoliopsida, Brassicales, Brassicaceae. The record is from RefSeq and is a predicted model, not a curated record.